Balaenoptera musculus (blue whale) is the source of this 2190-nucleotide messenger RNA. It is a transcript of the gene EIF2A, whose product is annotated as eukaryotic translation initiation factor 2A. The transcript is spliced from 14 exons. Gene Ontology annotation, molecular function: protein binding; translation initiation factor activity; ribosome binding. The coding region runs from base 73 to 1854 and encodes 593 amino acids. The record is from RefSeq and is a predicted model, not a curated record. Gene Ontology annotation, biological process: translational initiation. NCBI's taxonomy places the organism in Eukaryota, Metazoa, Chordata, Mammalia, Artiodactyla, Balaenopteridae. Gene Ontology annotation, cellular component: cytosolic small ribosomal subunit.
CAGUUCGCCGUCUCACGCCGGAGGAGACGUGUUGGGGCCGGGUUCGGCUCUCAUGAACUCUGACCCAAGCAUAUGAGUUUCUCUUUCCGGGACAAGAUGGCGCCGUCCACGCCGCUCCUUACAGUCCGAGGGUCAGAAGGACUAUACAUGGUGAAUGGACCACCACAUUUUACAGAAAGCACAGUGUUUCCAAGAGAAUCCGGAAAAAAUUGCAAAACCUGUACCUUUAGUAAGGAUGGGACCUUGUUUGCCUGGGGCAACGGAGAAAAAAUAAAUGUUAUCAAUGUCACUAACAAGGGACUACUGCACUCCUUCGACCUUCCAAAGGCAGUUUGCCUUGAGUUCUCGCCAAAAAACACUGUCCUGGCAACAUGGCAGCCUUACACUACUUCUAAAGAUGAUACAGCUGGGAUACCUAACCUACAACUUUAUGAUGUGAAAACUGGGAUGUGUUUGAAGUCUUUCAUCCAGAAAAAAAUGCAAAAUUGGUGUCCAUCCUGGUCAGAAGAUGAAACUCUUUGUGCCCGAAAUGUUAACAAUGAAGUUCACUUCUUUGAAAACAACAAUUUUAAUACAUUUGCAAAUAAAUUGCAUUUGAAAAAAAUUAAUGAUUUUGUGUUAUCACCUGCACUCCAGCCGUACAAGGUGGCUGUCUAUGUUCCAGGAAGUAAGGGUGCACCUUCAUUUGUUAGAUUAUAUCAGUACCCCAACUUUGAUGGACCUCAUGCAGCUUUAGCCAAUAAAAGUUUCUUUAAGGCUGAUAAGGUUACAAUGCUAUGGAAUAAAAAAGCUACUGCUGUGCUGGUAAUAGCUAGUACUGAUGUUGACAAGACAGGAGCUUCCUACUAUGGGGAACAGACGCUGCAUUACAUUGCCACAAACGGAGAAAGUGCUGUGGUGCAAUUACCAAAAAAUGGCCCCAUUUAUGAUGUAGUUUGGAAUUCUAGUUCUACUGAGUUUUGUGCUGUUUAUGGUUUCAUGCCUGCCAAAGCAACAAUUUUCAACUUGAAGUGUGAUCCUGUGUUUGACUUCGGAACUGGCCCUCGUAAUGCAGCCUACUACAGCCCUCAUGGACAUAUAUUAGUACUAGCUGGAUUUGGAAAUCUGAGGGGGCAAAUGGAAGUGUGGGAUGUUAAAAACUACAAACUUAUUUCUAAACCGGUGGCCUCUGAUUCUACAUAUUUUGCUUGGUGCCCAGAUGGUGAGCAUAUUUUAACAGCCACGUGUGCUCCCAGGUUACGUGUUAAUAAUGGGUACAAGAUUUGGCAUUAUACCGGUGCUGUCUUGCACAAGUAUGAUGUACCAUCAACUGCAGAAUUAUGGCAGGUUUCUUGGCAGCCAUUCUUAGAUGGAAUAUUUCCAGAAAAAGCAAUAACUUACCAAGCAGUUUCAAGUGAUGUACCUAGUGAAGAACCUAAAGUUGCAACAGCUUAUAGACCCCCAGCUUUAAGAAAUAAACCAGUCACCAAUUCCAAACUGCAUGAGGAGGAACCACCUCAGAAUAUGAAACCACAACCAGGAAAUGAGAAGCCGUUAUCAAAAACAGCUCUUAAAAAUCAAAGGAAGCAUGAGGCUAAGAAAGCUGCAAAGCAGGAAGCAAGAAGUGAUAAGAGUCCAGAUACGGCACCUACCCCUGCCCCACAGAGCACACCACGAAAUACUGUCUCUCAGUCAACUUCUGGAGACCCUGAGAUAGACAGAAAAAUCAAGAACCUAAAGAAGAAACUGAAAGCAAUCGAACAACUGAAAGAACAAGCAGCAACUGGAAAACAGCUAGAAAAAAAUCAGUUGGCGAAAAUUCAGAAAGAGAAAGCCCUUCUCCAGGAGCUGGAAGAUUUGGAACUGGGUAUUUAAAGAUUCAAAGAAAGCAAGUUGGUUACCAGAAAUCAGUGCAAACAUAUUUUCUGUUAAACCCAUUGGUGUACAUGGAAUAUUCAUAUGCCCACAUUUAAUGUUCACUUAUAAUUUUAACCAUUUAUCCAAGAUUCUGCAUAUGUGUGGAAUUAUUUAAUAAUGUCUGUUACAUUGAUUUUUACCUCCUGCAUCCUAUAUCAUGUCAACACAUGAUAUAGAAAAGAGACAUAGGAUUUUUUUUUAAGCUAAGCUUGACAGAUUGAAAGACCAAUGUCAUUGUUUUUUAGUAGGGGACAGUAUUUACCAUAUAAAUGAAUAAAGAUGUUUUAAAUUUGA